AUGCAGGCCGCACCAACGCUCUUCACUCAGAACAAAAAGCCCAUGGGCUUCUAUUUGCCGCCCGCCGACAGAAAAGGCGAAAUGAUUAGCCGAAUUGAGGAGCACGGGGGCCAAGUUAAUGCCAAGUGGGGUAAGGAUUUGAUCGUGCUCGUUCCUCCCGACUACUAUGGCAGAGCACCUCCGGGCGCGGAGCCGUUGGAGUCCUACAGGGUCCAGGUUCCACCUUCGCCGGCUCCCUCCGCCAAGACUAAGACCACGGCGACGGCUCCAGCUACGACAACGACACCAAAGACUACAGCGACGAGUGCUUCGCCCUCCGCGGCCAAAGCCUACACCAAAGAGGAGGACGAGACGAUCAAGAGCUACGUGAGCAGCCUCAGUCUCGCGUUCAGCCCCACCGGCACCACGAUCUGGAUGGAGAUGGAGAAAUCAAAGGUGGUGCCGGGUCGCACCUGGCAAUCGCUGAAAGACCGGUAUCUGAAGCGCAUCCUGCCUGUGGAGGAGGCCCUGGGCAGUCUGUCGGCCGCAACCUCGACUUCUUCUUCCUCGACGAGCUCCUCCACCACCUCGGUGGCCGCCAAAGCCUCUCCGCCCAGCACGCCCGUGAGGAAGCAGCUGUUUGGAAAAGCGAACACCCUCGACGUUAGCGAAGAAGAAGAAGAAGACGACGACGAAGAAGAUGAAGAGGGCGAAGAAAAGGAAGCGGAAGAAGACGGCGACGGCGUCGAAGAUGAAGACGAGGGUGAGGACGCUGGGGAGGAGGUGUCUGAUGGGCUGAAGAAGUCACCGAAGCAGCAGCCCAGCGCCAAGAGCAGAACCGUUACCAGCACGCUGACGACCACCAACACGACCACCGCCAAACGGAAAGCCAGCGAGACGCCAUCAUCGGCUGUCGCGAAGACCGCCUCCCCGGCCCCGAAGGACAAGCGGAGAAAGAUCCAAGACGACAGCCAGGAGGAGGAAGUCGAAAAUGGGAAGGCGCCCGACAGCGAAGCUGAAGAAGUGGAGGCUGGGAUGGUAUUAAAGCCCAGCGGCCAGGAGCGAACAGACCGCAAGCCUGGUGGACGAGUCCAGGAAGUCGAACACGUCGUGGCCAGGCUGCAAGAAGAAACGGGCCAGGCCGAAUCCGUCGUGUUCCACGCUCUGGCGGUGGCUUCUGGCGAUCCCGCUCUGGCUCUCCUCUACCUUCGGGGCCGCCAGAUGUGGUACGAGCCGUGGACGCCCGCUGAAGACAAAGAGCUGCAGCGCUCCGGUGCUGGAGGUGUGGCGGCCCGUGCCAAGGCCGAUGUUCGCGCCCGCCGCGCGUUUCUUGGCGUGCACUGA
Messenger RNA from Acanthamoeba castellanii str. Neff, 1323 nucleotides. RefSeq names its product Rap1 Myb domain containing protein. Gene Ontology annotation, biological process: regulation of DNA-templated transcription; telomere maintenance via telomere lengthening. The transcript is spliced from 9 exons. The record is from RefSeq and is a predicted model, not a curated record. Gene Ontology annotation, cellular component: shelterin complex. Gene Ontology annotation, molecular function: telomeric repeat DNA binding. The coding region runs from base 1 to 1323 and encodes 440 amino acids. NCBI's taxonomy places the organism in Eukaryota, Discosea, Longamoebia, Acanthamoebidae.